Colletotrichum aenigma is the source of this 498-nucleotide messenger RNA. RefSeq lists its product as uncharacterized. Lineage: Eukaryota; Fungi; Ascomycota; Sordariomycetes; Glomerellales; Glomerellaceae. Bases 1 to 498 code for a protein of 165 amino acids. The record is from RefSeq and is a predicted model, not a curated record. The transcript has 2 exons.
AUGGAUUCUCGGUUGUUCAAAACGCUAGAGGGGUUUGAAGAAUCCAAGAUCACCAUUGUGGAAUGGGAGACACCUCUACUCGUCCGUUUAGCCUACCCGCUCGUGACUCGAACGGACUUUAUUUACCUGGCCUCCGAUGAACAGAUCCAGCUAGCGAACAACAUCGCCGUAGCCAGCGGCUUGCGUCUCACUAAAGAUGACGAAUUCCCAAAAUUGUGCCUUACCGAGCAAGCGCAACAAGGCACUCGCUAUACAUACGGUAACCCAGAAAGUCGAUUCAUCCUCGCGCCGCCCUCCUGGCCGGCAUUGAACAAGACGAGCUGUCUUUCGUCGCACCAGCUGAUGAGUCGCUUCCCUGCACUAUUUGGACAGUGCCUUUGCCUUCGUUUUGCGCCGCCUACCUAUGCAUCAUCAUGCAAGAGAGCAUGGUCAGCCGGGUUCCAAUCAUCGCAAACGCAGAUUUGUCGGGUGUCAUUGCUUACAGUAUGUCUGACGUGA